Molecule: messenger RNA, 2312 nt
Organism: Oryzias melastigma (Indian medaka)
Lineage: Eukaryota; Metazoa; Chordata; Actinopteri; Beloniformes; Adrianichthyidae
Gene: akt1
Product: v-akt murine thymoma viral oncogene homolog 1
Exons: 14
Coding region: 456-1877 (473 amino acids)
Biological process (GO): protein phosphorylation
Molecular function (GO): protein serine/threonine kinase activity; ATP binding
Source: RefSeq, a predicted model, not a curated record
AUUUCUCCCGAACGGGACAGCAGAGAUCCAACGGUUCUGCCUGUGAGGCGGAUAAAGGACCGGCGCUAGGACCCGGGAGAGUCGGGCCGCCACAGAGGCAUUGCAGACAGCGCGUUUGGGAGGUGUAGUGGAAGAAAGGCAAGAGAAACGGAGUAAAUGAGAGACUUCUGUGCACAUUGUUGAAGGACUUACCAACUCAAAAUACCGCCGAAACGGCCCACUGUAAUGAGGCGGACACGCUGUUGAGUUCCCGUACAGGUAAACGGCCGCGUUUUCCGUCGCGUGGUUAAACUACAAGAGGCCGACAGCCAGACAGGCUAAUAGGUUACCACCAUUGAGAGGGCGGCUUUAAACCCCGGGACCCCAUCUCCAGGCUCCUGCACAGGGCUGACUGAAGAAAGCAAGUUUGUGUCUCUCCCUGAGGGAAACCUGGAUCCUCCAUCCUGCCCACCAACAUGACCAAUGUGGUGAUCGUCAAGGAGGGAUGGCUGCAUAAAAGAGGAGAGUAUAUAAAGACCUGGAGGCCAAGGUAUUUUCUCCUGAAGAGUGAUGGUACUUUUAUUGGUUACAAAGAGCGACCACAAGAUGUGGACCAGCUGGAAACCCCCUUAAAUAACUUCUCUGUAGCACAGUGCCAGCUGAUGAAGACGGAGCGGCCCAAGCCCAACACAUUCAUCAUCCGCUGCCUGCAGUGGACCACUGUCAUCGAGCGCACCUUCCACGUGGAGACCCCCGAGGAGAGGGAAGAAUGGACCAAAGCCAUCCAGACAGUGGCGGAGAGCCUCCAGAAACAAGAAGAAGAGAUGAUGGAUUCCUCUCCGGACCCCAUGGACAUGGAGGUCUACCUGACCAAACCUAGACACAAAGUGACUAUGCACGACUUUGAAUACCUCAAACUCCUGGGAAAAGGCACUUUUGGCAAAGUUAUUCUGGUAAAGGAGAAGGCCACAGGACGCUACUAUGCCAUGAAGAUCCUAAAGAAGGAGGUGAUCGUAGCAAAAGAUGAAGUUGCUCACACACUGACAGAAAACAGAGUCCUCCAGAAUUCAAAGCAUCCGUUCCUAACAGGUUUGAAGUACUCCUUCCAGACACAUGACCGCCUGUGUUUUGUCAUGGAGUAUGCAAACGGCGGCGAGCUUUUCUUCCACCUGUCACGAGAUCGGGUAUUCUCAGAGGAGCGGGCUCGGUUCUACGGCGCGGAGAUCGUGUCAGCGCUGGACUACCUGCACGCCGAGAGAAACGUGGUUUAUCGAGAUUUAAAGCUGGAAAACCUCAUGCUGGACAAAGACGGACACAUAAAGAUCACAGAUUUCGGCCUGUGUAAGGAGGGGAUCAAAGACGGCGCCACCAUGAAAACGUUCUGUGGGACACCAGAGUACCUUGCACCCGAGGUUUUAGAAGACAACGACUACGGCCGUGCCGUGGACUGGUGGGGUCUCGGUGUGGUCAUGUACGAAAUGAUGUGUGGCAGACUGCCCUUCUACAACCAGGACCACGAGAAGCUGUUCGAGCUCAUCCUCAUGGAAGACAUCCGCUUCCCUCGCACUCUGGGUCCUGAAGCGCGCUCCCUGCUGUCUGGUCUUCUGAAGAAAGACCCGAUGCAGCGGUUAGGUGGAGGGCCGAACGAUGCAAAAGAAAUCAUGCAGCACAAGUUCUUUGCUGGUAUUAAUUGGCAGGAUGUUUAUGAGAAAAAGCUGGUCCCACCAUUUAAGCCCCAAGUUACCUCAGAGACGGACACGCGAUAUUUUGACGAAGAGUUCACGGCACAAACCAUCACUAUCACGCCACCUGGACAAGAUGACAGUAUGGAGUCCUUUGACAGCGAACGGAGACCCCACUUCCCCCAGUUCUCCUACUCUGCCAGCGGGACGGCCUAAACCCUCAAACAUUCCUCUGGUCCCACCAUCUCCACCCGACUGCACUCUCCAAAGGCCGAGGCGUCAGCCGUGUCCUCUCAGUAUUGUCUGCAGGAGCUCCCGUUGGAUGCAACAUUCACAAUCUGCAAAGCUGUGUUUAAUAGGAAGGAGGGGGUGCAAGUAAAACAAAGAUGCAUGUGUUUGCUCUGAGCGGCUUUUUAGAACUGACCGUGGAGAUGACACUACCCCUCCGUUCCUGGUUACCGAGCAUUUCUACAGCAGAAUGGAUGCAGGAGGGGGGAUAGUUGCACAAAUUAGGGUACUGCUAUAAAUCAAAUAAUCUCAAUAGGUGUCUUUUAUACAUACAAUAAAAUAUCAAACAUUUUAAAAUAGAAAAUAGGCAUGCUGUGGACCAAAAACAUCAUGUGAGCAGAGAGUGAGUCUUUUUCUUUUUUU